CUGACUGAGGUUAUCAUAAUUCACGCAUGAAUUCGUCCCAUCCUUCUAUCGUCCCACCUCUACAAAUUUCCCGUGAGCAGAUUUCAGUGUGGCAGCAAGUGACAAGCCUAGGAGGUAACAUCGCAUCUCUUUUCUUGUCGUCAUUUAAAGACCUGGAGUAGGCAACAGACACAGUGCGAGAAGAGACGAACAAUGUUAACACUGAACGACUUUCAUUUGACGGCUUGGUAGGAAGUUUUUGUUGUUGUUGCUGUAAUUAUUUGGGCUGAUUUUCCUGUCUGUCACUCAAAUAUCAUGAAAGGUGUUGACGAGCCGCCCGAGGACAGAGAGAAACCCGCCGGUUUUCAUCACGUCUCUAACAAAAGCUGGCCGGGGUUGUGAGUUGCUCAGGUGUACAGACUGGUGACAAAUUAAAGCAAAUACACCUAAAUAACCAGGUCUACCUGAUGUCUACCAAUAACUGCCUCCCUUUUCACUUUGUUGGUAUUUGUAAGAAUGCCUUCUACUUUAAAGGGACUGGAGAAGAUGAAGAUCUGGAUGAAGACCGUUUACAAAAAGACGCACCAUGCAAGUUCUACUGGAUCCAAAGCCAUGGCAGCAAAUUCCUGAUUUAUGAUGAGGACAAAAUUGAAGCACAACCCUUAAGUAUAUACGAGCAACGUCAGUCUGAGUGCAAGUUCUGCAUCCAGAUUUAUAACUCUGUCCCUAAAACAGUGGGCGAGAACACUACAGUUGUGCUAUACACCAAGACAGAUGGCAAGAUAAUGGUGGCAUACUGCAGUGAGAAUGAGAUCAAGCCUGUGGAAAUGAAUCUUCCAGAUGAAAUUAAGGAAGAUCAACACAAGGUGGUGUUCUUAUUGAAGAAAAUCCCCUCAGACUCUAACACAUUCAUGUUUGAGUCCUAUGAAAACAAGGGAAAAUUCCUGGCAUUUGAGCCUGAGUAUGAUUCCAGUUGUGAGAAACUGGUCCUGCGUAGUAAAGUUGAUGAAGUGGAUGUAGGUUGCGAGUGGCAGCUUUCUGUUGCGGGCAGUGACUAAUGUCAUUGACUGAUUGAAAACAUCUGUUUUUACAUCACCCUGUUUGUUUCAUUAAGGAUAAAUUGUUUUUCCUGUUUCAUAAUUCAGCAUCAACCUGCUGCCGUUACUACUACUAUACAAAACACAACUAGGACGACACAGAAAAGAUCUUGUGUGUAGUCAGCAGAGUUCAGCAGUUUAGUAUUUGAGAGAAACUGGAGAUUUGAGUCAAAGAGAUUAUUUUCCUUCAUUUAGUAAUUUCAAAUAUAAAACAUGAACUACAACUUGCUUCAACAAGAACACAUACAUUGCUUUAAUUGAUCAAACCAGUGAAAUCCUGAUUAAAUAAACUAAAUUAGGUAACCUUUUGUGCUGACCAGUCACACUAUUUCACCGUCUGGCAGUUUAUCUUUUGUGAAACAAGGGGUGUUUCAAACUUUACUGUUAUUCUUUUUAGAUGUGAUUGCAACUUUAAAAUGCUUGAGUAUGUUUUUACAGUUUUAUCAUGUUUAAAUUUGCAACAGUGCAUAUUUAAACAUGAAAGAUUUCUAGUGUGACUUUUUGAAGCAUUCCCACUGCUGCAUGGGCCAUAAUUCACUCAUGUAGACAUGUACAGAAUUGUUUUUUUAAAAACUACACCUGUUA
This is a messenger RNA of Thunnus maccoyii (southern bluefin tuna), 1661 nucleotides long. Its product is annotated as interleukin-18-like. Bases 447 to 1037 code for a protein of 196 amino acids. NCBI's taxonomy places the organism in Eukaryota, Metazoa, Chordata, Actinopteri, Scombriformes, Scombridae. The transcript has 7 exons. The record is from RefSeq and is a predicted model, not a curated record.